This is a messenger RNA of Rhodamnia argentea, 3060 nucleotides long. Its product is annotated as transketolase, chloroplastic-like. The transcript is spliced from 8 exons. Gene Ontology annotation, cellular component: cytosol. Gene Ontology annotation, molecular function: transketolase activity. Lineage: Eukaryota; Viridiplantae; Streptophyta; Magnoliopsida; Myrtales; Myrtaceae. The record is from RefSeq and is a predicted model, not a curated record. The coding region runs from base 579 to 2831 and encodes 750 amino acids. Gene Ontology annotation, biological process: pentose-phosphate shunt.
CUCUUCGUCACAGUUCCGUGCUCAUCCAAGUUAUCUGGCUAAUGCCUCUUGAUUUAUUUGCAUUGACCUUCCAUGAUAUCGAAGAGUCCAUAUGUUCAUUAAUUUUAUCGAACCUCUGCCCCUCUCUCUCUCUCUCUCUCUCUCUCUCCCUCUCUCUGAGGCACGACCAAUUUGUCACCAGGAUUUUGUGACGCUCUGAGGAUGCCGAGAAAUCAAAUGGCUCCAGAUGGAGCGAAUCAAGAAACAGGUUGAAUGACUUACGUAAAGUAACAGAGCCACCAGGCCCCUGUUUUUCCUGGGUUCCUGCAUGCCCGCCACGUCCUGGUGAAGACUUUCUUCGCCUUUCUUUCGAAAUGCAAAAUCCCACCGCCAGCGUUUUUCGAUCAGUCAACGCUUUCAUCUUCGAAAGCCACCUGGAUCUGUCGGAAGUCGGUCGAUCUUCCAUGGAUGGCGGCUUACAUAAGCGCCCUCAUCUUUCCAAGCUUCGUCCACACUUCCAUGGUGAUUCCAAGCCAACAUCUCUCUGUUACUUCCUCUGCUUUAGCCACAAUCCGGGAUAAAGGACCCAACUUUUGUCCAUGGCGAUCUCAUCGCUCCUCUAUAAUCCAUACCCAUCUUUUUGCACCCACAGAAGGAGCAAAUUUUCUGCUAAACCCAUCGCUUGCAGUUCGCUCAAGACCCAAAACCCUAAUCCAACUGCUCAACCCACUUCUCUCUCCGGAGACUACAAGCUCUCGUGGAAAAAGGAGCUCAAUAAGGCCUACCAGAGAGAGAUUACCAAUCUGAAUUGGGACAAAUUCGAGGAGUUGGACGAUGAGUCGUUCCAGAACUUGGUCGAUAAGCGAUGCGUGGACAAUGUGAGGAUGCUGAUCGUGGAUUCGGUCCAGAAUGCGCAGGCGGGACACCCUGGGAUGGCUCUCGGGAUGGCCGGGGUUGUGUUCUUGUUGUACAGGCAUUUGAUGAAGUAUAAUCCCAAGAAUCCCAAGUGGUUCAACAGGGACAGGUUUGUGCUGAGUGCCGGACAUGGGUGCUUGCUUCAGUACAUUUGUCUCCAUCUCGCUGGGUUUGAGUCUGUUCAGAUAGAAGACCUAAAGCGCCUAUGCAAGCUUGGCAGUAGGACUCCUGGACAUCCAGAGAAUGUGGUCACCAGUGGCAUUGAAGUCACUACUGGCCCCCUCGGACAAGGUGUAGCAAAUGCAGUAGGUCUUGCCUUGGCUGAAGCUCACCUAGCUGCUAGAUUUAAUAAACCUGAUGCUGUCAUUGUUGAUCACCGAACGUAUUGCAUAAUGGGGGAUGGAUGUGCAAUGGAAGGAAUAACCCACGAAGCUGCGUCCUUGGCUGGUCACUGGAAGCUCAACAAGCUUACACUGAUUUAUGAUGAUAAUCAUAACACUAUUGAUGGACCCACCACACUUGCUUUGUCUGAAGAUAUAUCUGCUCAGUUCAAGGCUCUUGGUUGGCAUACUGUCACAGUUGACAACGUAGAUGCUGAUAUGAGUCCAUUCAAGGAUGCACUUCUCUCUGCUUUCAACGAGACGGAGAAACCCACUUUCAUCAGGGUGAAAACCCUGAUAGGGAAACUGUCUGGAAAAGAAGGGACAUCAAAAGCUCAUCAUGGGGCCUUCAGCGAAGACGAUUUAAGGAACAUGAAACAAAAAGUUAACUGGACUGAUAGAGAGCGUUUCCAUGUCAUCCCUAUGAUAUACAGGGAGAUGCAGAAGCAAGCAGAUGUUGGGGAGAGACUGGAAAAAGAAUGGUACUCCAACCUUUACUCGUACCAGAUCAAAUAUCCUCAAGAGGCCAUAGAAUUUCAGAUUCUUCUCAGUGGGGGUUUGCUUCCUGGUUGGGAAAACUCGUUGCCGAGGUGGUCACAGUCUGAUCCAGUGGAUGCCACCCGGGGAUACUCCGAGAUGUGCUUAAACCAGCUCGCUAAGGUUCUUCCCGGGUUGAUUGGCGGGAGUGCAGAUCUUGCAACCUCCAAUAAAGCUUAUCUCCACAAUUAUGAUGACUUCCUGCCGAGCUCUCCCUGGGGUCGUAACAUCCGCUAUGGUGUUCGAGAGCAUGCGAUGGGGGCCAUCUCAAAUGGCAUUGCUUUGCAUGGAAGUGGACUCAUCCCAUUUGCAGCAACAUUCCUUAUAUUCUCAGACUACAUGAAGAACACUAUCCGGCUUGCUGCUCUGAGCCACGCUGGAGUCAUCUACGUCAUGACCCACGAUUCAAUCGGACUAGGGGAGGAUGGUCCUACUCACCAACCGGUGGAGCAGCUUGCAGGACUCCGGGCCAUCCCGCACCUCCUAGUCUUCAGACCAGCUGACGGGAACGAGACUGCCGGGGCCUACAAGAUUGCCGUGGCGAACCGGGCCACGCCUAGCCUCAUCGCGCUGUCUCGACAGAAAGUAGCUUCAAAUCUCAUGGGGACAUCGGGGGACGCGGUCAAACGGGGCGGUUACACAAUCAGCGACAACUCAGGGGAGCAGAUGCCUGAGAUAAUAUUGAUCGGCACGGGAUCGGAGCUUUGCCUCUGCGAGGGGAGCGCGACGAGGUUGAGGGAGGCAGGGAGGAGGGUCAGGGUGGUGUCGCUCGUGUGCUGGCGCCUCUUCGAUAGGCAACCGAGGGAGUACAAGGAGCGGGUGCUGCCCUCGAAUGUGGUCAAGCGCGUGAGCGUGGAGGCCGGGUCGCCAGUCGGGUGGAGGGAGUACGUGGGGUGGGAGGGUGUGGUGGUCGGAGUGGACGAGUUCGGUGCAAGCGGGCAAUAUUUGGACACAUUCCACAAGUAUGGCUUUACGGAGGAGAACAUUACCCGGAUUGCCAACAUUUUGCUGUGCAAGUGAAGGAGGAGGAGGUGCUUAUCGUUGGAGCUUCUUUUGGAUGGGUCAAGUACACAUUCCUCAUUCGUAUCCCGGUGCACGGGUUCUCGGCAUUGCAGUCGAACCUCACGGCAAUGGGUGUGGCGGACGUGCCUUGGAUGCCUCUGUAGAGGAUGUCGCUUAUCUUCACGCUCGAUUCCUAUUCGUUGCAAUCAUCAAUUUUCUCAGGAUGACAAAGAUGAGUUUAGGACAU